AUGGUGCUCCCUCUGCCUUGGCUCUCCCGAUACUGUUGCUGGCGCCUCCUGCCCUCCUGGCUCCUGGCCCCCCAGGCUUCCCGGGGUUGUUGCUCCCAGAGCCCUAAGGCAAGCACAGGCGAGCAGACCAGCUCCUCCUCGAACAGUGGAAAGAUGCGGUCACUCACUAGGGGUCCUGGGCCCCGGCGCACAGCUGAGUUGGCCCAAGCUGAGGAGUUGCUGGAGCAGCAGCUGGAGCUGUACCAGGCAAUGCUGGAAGGGCAAGAGGGCGCCUGGGAGGCUCAAGCCCUGGUGCUCAAGAUACAAAAGUUAAAGGAACAGAUGAGGCGACACCGAGAAAGCCUGAAAGGAGACGCCUAA
Molecule: messenger RNA, 360 nt
Organism: Chrysochloris asiatica (Cape golden mole)
Lineage: Eukaryota; Metazoa; Chordata; Mammalia; Afrosoricida; Chrysochloridae
Gene: MCCD1
Product: mitochondrial coiled-coil domain 1
Exons: 2
Coding region: 1-360 (119 amino acids)
Source: RefSeq, a predicted model, not a curated record